Messenger RNA from Platichthys flesus (European flounder), 884 nucleotides. Its product is annotated as complement C1q-like protein 2. The record is from RefSeq and is a predicted model, not a curated record. Gene Ontology annotation, molecular function: protein binding. NCBI's taxonomy places the organism in Eukaryota, Metazoa, Chordata, Actinopteri, Pleuronectiformes, Pleuronectidae. The transcript has 3 exons. Bases 20 to 652 code for a protein of 210 amino acids.
AAACAGAAAUAAUCCAAAGAUGAAGACGUUGAUGGUUGUCUUGGGCUUAUCCCUCAUCACCUUGUGUGUGGCUGAGGUCCUGCAUCUGGAUCAAAAGGCAAAGGACACCAAAAGCAUCCAGAGUCCAAGCGUCGCAUGUGCUUGUCACUGCGAGAUCCCGAAUUCGGAUGGCAAUUGUCUUAAAGCCUUGAAAGAAUUGGAGGACAAGCAGAUAAUCACUGAUAAGGAUCUGAGGAGUCAUAUCCAAGGUAACAAGGUGGCAUUUGGAGCAGCCAUGGGCAAUGUUGGAAAUGUUGGACCUUACAACCAGGAGAUCACACUGACUUACAAGACCGUCCUCUCAAACACGGGCUCAUACAACCCUGAUACAGGUAUUUUCACUGCUCCAGUCAAAGGAAUGUAUUACUUCAGCUUCUCUGGUCAUAAUUUAUCAAGUAAGCCAAUGGGGCUGCGACUAAUGAAGAAUGAAGAGCAGAUCGUUACCGUGUACAAUCAUCCAUCUCCUAUAAGCUAUGACACGGCAACUAACGGCAUGACUAUACCUCUUAAUGUGGGAGACCAGGUGUACAUGAGGCUCCGGGCGGGGACGUGGCUUGUUGAUAGUAUGAAUAACCACAGCACCUUCAUUGGAUUUCUGUUAUUCCCUUUCUGAGAAAAAUAAACUCCAGAGAGAGAAGAGAGAGUCAGUGAGGUGCAGUACAUUGUUACUUCAAUUUGGGUGUUGUUUAAUGAAUUAAAGUGUUAAUGAAAACACUGUGUGAUAAUAAAUCAAGUUAAACGGGAUCCUGAUCAAAACUUUGUUAAUUGAAAGUUUUAUAUUGAUUGAUGUUAUGUUUCUUUUUGUGUUGUGUUUCUUUUUAAUCAAUAAACACACUCCAGCAUCA